This is a messenger RNA of Microdochium trichocladiopsis, 2183 nucleotides long. RefSeq lists its product as uncharacterized. The record is from RefSeq and is a predicted model, not a curated record. Lineage: Eukaryota; Fungi; Ascomycota; Sordariomycetes; Xylariales; Microdochiaceae. The transcript is spliced from 2 exons. Gene Ontology annotation, molecular function: protein binding. The coding region runs from base 354 to 2183 and encodes 609 amino acids.
CCUGGUUUGGCUUGUGAGAUCAGUUUACAUCUUUGUUUCAUCGCCGCAGCACAGCCCGCCGCGUGUCACUGCUGACAUCAGGCCUUGACCUCACCAAAUACUGGCUAUUGUACACGGCUCUCCCCUAUAUCGGCUAGUCGAAGCCUCGCGCCAACGGCCCACUGCCCUCAAAGCCACCACCGCAUCCUCUUCCUUGAAGGCGUCUUACCACGUUCUUCGUCUCGCCAAGGGCAUUUCCCCCCCUGACCCUCGAAAACGACCCUUGGAGCCCAGACUCAUCUCUCUGAGAACCACCACAGCGGCACAGCAUCAUAACACAAGCAGAAGCGGCAGCGGCAGCAUCAGCACCCAAGAUGUUUGCUUCCUGCCCAGUGACCCCUGCCACAGAUCUCACCUAUCUGCCCCACGACGUCUUCCUGCUUGUCAUCCCGUACCUCUCGGCCCGGGACGCCGUCCUCUGCCGCCGGGUCAGUCGCAGCUGGCACUCGGCUUUCUCAAGCGAUGAGACCUGCCACACCUUGCUGAGAUGGCACUUUCCCCGCUGCCGUGAGCUGCGCAGGCGGGAUGAUGAGGACAAGGUGGACAAGGUGGACAAGGUGGACAAGGGUGAGCUACCAAGCUCAGCCUCUCCGCACUUCCCACCCAGCCAGUUUGCUUCCCCUAGCAGCAGUUGGGCCUAUGUCUUCCCUGCCGUGGCACGCCGUUACCACCAUCUCCGCCUGGCAAAGCCUCGCAUCGUUGAGAAGAUUGAUGUUGUUCAGGAGUCAAAAGAGCGUGGGCCUCUUCGUGGCGUUGAGCCCUGGAACCGCUGGCUCAACUGGAACGACAAGUCCGCCACAUUCCAGCAUCGGGAUCCCACAUGGACUAUAGACGACGGCCUGUUAGUAUACCGCGAGAAGAUCUCCGGGCGCUAUGUCGCCUACGAUCUCGAGACCCGUCACCGCUACUCGAUCCCCUUUGACGGCACUGACAAGACCGUCCGGCGUAUCCGGCUCGCCUGCGGAGUGCUCAUCAUUGAGUGGUGCGAGCGCGAGCCUUACCAUCAACUCAAUGACCAAGAAUCAGUCCAUCGGCACUUUGCAACAGCAUUCGACGUGCACCGUGCCUCGUCUCGGAUGACAUCACCAAAGGCCUCCAUGGUCCGGUCUGACACAUCUCCAGCCUCCUGGAAUAUCACUUUCCGGUCUGAAUGGAAGAUCCAUUUUCUCGGCUUUCCGAUCAACCGCCACGAUCGCUUCUAUUCCGUGCAUACCGCCACGCAUUACGCUCUGUACCUCUGGCAACCUAAUAGGUCGCCUUGGGGGGAAGAAGAUCCCUUGGAGCAGUUGACUGUGUGGGAUAUUUCAUUUCCCUCUGCUUACUUGCCUUCCCAAGAUCCGUCAGGUUCCAAUCAUCCUGAUCCAGAUCUCGCCCCGUUCGUGGUCCGACGGUUCAGCUGGCGCGAUCUUGCACAUCUAGGACUACGCCAGCGCCACACACCAACCAUGCGCGAAAUCCAGCUUGAUGAAUCCAAUGUCUACAUCCACGAAGAGGAGCAUCGCUGGCUCUCUGGUCAGCACUCGUCGCUCUCUCCACCAAGGCACCACCUUGUGAGGAGCACGAGCAUCCCAUUCAAUGGGAUGGGCCCACGCUGGGUCGACGAAUGCUGUGCAGAUGGCGAUAUCCACAUGAGCUUCUGCCCUCGCGCCGGAUCGGCAGCACGGUUUGACAACGACUUCCCCAAUGACGCGUACAACAACUGGAGCAGCGAUACACCAGACUCAGGGAGUGGUCUGUUGCAAAAUGCCAGGUCACUUCCAGGGACAAACUCUGCCGAUGAGGCGGAUCCGAUUUGGCCGGGAUGGGCGCCGUGCUGGAGGCACGAAGAAUUUCCCUACCUCACCGUUACCGAUAUGGUAGACAGGGCUGCGGGCGUGCGCAUCGUUGCGAGGCAGUGCUUCAUGAUGGAAGCGCUUUCCGCGUUCGUGCUGCCGAGAAUAUGUGUCGAUGACGUAAGCCACAGCGCCGAAACAGACAUGAGCACGAAGCCGUCCUCGAGCUGUGGGACCGGUGAUGGCUCCGACGAGGCCAGAUUUGGAGACCACAUGUGGACACAUCUGCUAGGCAAGGGCAAGAUUGCCGGAGACGAGAGGUGGAUUGUUGGUGAAGAUGACGAUGGGCGGGUAUCAAUUGUACGAUUUUGA